Messenger RNA from Arthroderma uncinatum, 2577 nucleotides. Its product is annotated as endoribonuclease ysh1. Gene Ontology annotation, cellular component: mRNA cleavage and polyadenylation specificity factor complex. The record is from RefSeq and is a predicted model, not a curated record. NCBI's taxonomy places the organism in Eukaryota, Fungi, Ascomycota, Eurotiomycetes, Onygenales, Arthrodermataceae. The transcript has 5 exons. Bases 1 to 2577 code for a protein of 858 amino acids. Gene Ontology annotation, biological process: mRNA 3'-end processing by stem-loop binding and cleavage. Gene Ontology annotation, molecular function: 5'-3' exonuclease activity; RNA binding; RNA endonuclease activity.
AUGGCGGUAAAACGAAAGGGCUCGUUCUCGGCAGACGAGCAGCAGAUAGAUCCCUCCGAUGAGUUCCUUUUUCACUGUCUCGGCGGUGGGAAUGAAGUCGGAAGGUCCUGCCAUAUCAUACAAUACAAGGGGAAGACGGUUAUGCUUGAUGCCGGAAUGCACCCGGCAAAAGAUGGCUUUGCUGCCCUGCCGUUCUUCGACGACUUCGAUUUGAGCACCGUGGAUAUUCUACUUAUAAGCCAUUUCCAUUUAGAUCACUCGGGCUCCCUGCCAUACGUCCUUAGCAAAACCAAUUUCAACGGCAGGGUCUUUAUGACCCAUGCUACAAAGGCCAUCUACAAGUGGCUGAUCCAGGAUAACGUCCGGGUCAGCAAUACAUCCUCCUCCUCCGACCAGCGAACAAGCCUCUAUACGGAGCAUGACCAUCUCUCGACCCUCCCCAUCAUCGAGACGAUCGACUUCAAUACCACCCACACGAUCAACAGCAUCCGAAUUACGCCCUUCCCCGCCGGUCAUGUUCUCGGUGCUGCGAUGUUUCUCAUAUCUAUCGCCGGGCUGAAUAUUCUGUUCACCGGCGACUACUCAAGAGAAGAAGAUCGCCAUCUUAUAUCCGCAGAAGUGCCCAAAGGUGUCAAAAUCGAUGUGAUGAUAACAGAGUCAACCUUUGGCAUAUCGUCGAACCCUCCUCGGCUAGAACGUGAGGCAGCCCUCAUGAAAUCGGUCACUAGCAUCAUAAAUCGAGGUGGAAGGGUUCUCAUGCCUGUCUUCGCACUGGGACGAGCACAGGAGUUACUCUUGAUCCUGGAUGAAUACUGGAGUAGGCAUCCCGACCUACAAAAGGUACCGAUUUACUAUAUCGGUAAUAUGGCACGGCGAUGCAUGGUUGUAUACCAAACCUACAUCGGGGCGAUGAAUGAGAACAUCAAGCGUCUCUUCCGCCAACGCAUGGCUGAGGCAGAAGCCAGGGGAGACAAGAGCGUCACUGCUGGGCCGUGGGAUUUCCGUUUCGUGCGAAGUCUGAGGAACCUCGAUCGCUUCGACGAUGUAGGAGGUUGCGUGAUGCUUGCAUCUCCUGGUAUGCUCCAAACAGGAACAAGUAGAGAGCUUCUAGAGCGGUGGGCACCCAACGAGCGUAACGGCGUCAUUAUGACGGGUUAUAGUGUGGAGGGUACUAUGGGCAAGCAGAUAAUCAACGAGCCGGAGCAGAUCCAGGCUGUUAUGAGUGCCAGAAGUGCUGCCGGAAUUAGGGGUCGGGGUGACGGAGACGACGACCAAAAGAUUAUGAUACAGAGAAGAUGCACAGUCGAUGAAAUAAGUUUUGCAGCUCACGUCGAUGGGGUUGAGAAUAGGGAAUUUAUCGAAUCAGUUGCUGCCCCUGUUGUGAUCCUUGUCCAUGGAGAGAAACACCAGAUGAUGAGACUGAAAUCAAAGCUACUGAGCUUAAACGUAGACAAGGAAGUCAAGGUCAAGGUCUACACGCCUGCCAACUGCGAUGAAGUUCGAAUUCCGUUCAUGGUCGACAAGGUCGCCAGGGUCGUUGGCCGAUUAGCCGAGACGUCACCACCCAUGGGGCAGGAUGAUUCCCGGCUGAUGGAUGGCGUUCUCGUCCAAAAUGGCUUUAAACUGUCCAUGAUGGCGCCAGACGAUCUCAGAGAAUACGCCGGACUUACCACGACAAUGGUUACAUGCAAGCAGUACAUUACCCUCAGUACAGCGAGCAUCGACCUCAUACGCUGGGCUCUCGAAAGCACUUUUGGCCUUAUCGAAGAGAUUGAUCCUUCCUCAAACCAAGAUAUUAAACCCUCCAAUGGAAACUCCAGUCAGCAAGAGAAUGACUCGGUCAUCAAAAAGGGGGAAGAAGCGGACGAGGAGAUCCCCUCCUACGCUUUAACCACCUAUCUUAUCAUGGGCUGUGUCUUUGUAAGAUAUAACCCGCAGCGGCGUGAAGUCGAAGUGGAGUGGGAAGGUAAUAUGAUGAACGAUGGGGUUGCAGAUGCUGUCAUGGCCGUACUACUCACAGUCGAAAGCAGCCCGGCAGCUGUUAAGCGCUCAAGCAAGAAUAAGCAUUGCCAUAGCCAUGCGCCGCUCCCAGACAAUCCGCACUCUCACCUCACCCCCCACGAACGCUUUAUGCGUCUAUGCAUGAUCCUUGAAGCGCAGUUCGGGUCCGACAUUGCUCCCAUCGAGCGGCCAAAGAUGAAGCGGCAUGGAGGCCCAAAACCAGGAGCCGAUUCCGCCAAAGAGGAUGCCAGCAAGGGUGAGACGCCGGAACCGUCGGGAUCCGAGGACGAGGAGGAACUCCAGGAGAUGGAAGAGCUAGAAUUAGCUCGCUUACAUUCCCUCGGUAUACCAGUGCCCGGGAUCGAGAUCAAGGUGGACAGCCACAUUGCCAGAGUCUGGCUCGAGACGCUAGAAGUUGAAUGCUCCUACCCGGUCUUGAGGGACCGUGUCCGCGUCGUGGUCGAGAGGGCCGUGGAAACCGUUGCCGACAUGUGGAAUACGAAGGCUGGCAGUUCCAUGCCAGCGAAGUCUAUCCCCAACGGAGCGACUAUAAUGAAAACAGAGCAGGUUAUUUAG